GUUAUAUGAUGCUGGUAGUAACACGGUUAUGACGAAAUAUGAGAUUGGGCGAAUCCUGUUCUAUGCACAUGGCUGCUAUGAAACGCCAGAGGCAUCCUGCUUUGCAUUCACUCUGUCACAUGGCGACACCCAGGAAACGACAAUAUUCCAGUGCCAUGUAUUCAGAUGCGAUAUUCCAGAAGCUGUUCGACAAGUAUCAGCUUGCUUUGUGAAGGCAUUCCAAAGGGUCCCCAAGUCGUUGAGCACAUCUGUGAACGGGGAACUGGCGUUAGAAGACCAGGAGACCGGCAAUAAGAAUGCUAACAAUACACACAUGUUUGUGUUCGAAGUCAGCAUGGAAAUCAAAGAAGAUGAUGGCAGAGGCGGCUUCAGCGCGGUGUCAAAGGAGCAGACUUGGUUCAAGGUACGCGCCAACGUGGAGAAGCAGAUCACGCUGACAGUGCAACAGGUGGUGGGGCAACACGACACCGAUCUGGUGGUGGAGCGCUGCUUCGGCGUCCUCUUGAGUCCCGGUCGCGGUGUCAAGCAUAGCGACAUGCAGCUUCUUGAAAUGAUUUCAACCGGAUCCGACCUGCUGCCAGACAAACAGUGCCGCAUCAUCACGGUGGAAUGGGAUCCAAAGGAGCCGGCGUUUGAGCCGCUGAACACGGAGACGCGGAAGGAGGGCGGAAAGAUGUGGUUGACUGUUGCCGUCGACCUGGUGAUCCGGGGCAUACAGGAGCCAGUGCGAUUCCUUCUGGAGAGUGCCGUUCGUGUGCAUCCGCAGAACGAGCGCUUCUGGAAUCUCUACAGCAAGAAGUCGCACAUCCAACAGUUCUAUGUCAACUUGCAAGAGUUGCCCAAUUCCGAAACGAAUGAGCUGUUGUAUAAAGUGAUAAGCAUUGAGUCGAGUGGAGAGUUGGAUCGUAGCCGGCUCAACUUGACUCUCAACAAUAUUGCCAACUUCAUCCGCUCGCCCAGUGUCACCUCAAUCGACACGCUCACACCAAAGGACGAAUGUCCAUCAGACGGCGACGAACCGCUGCUAUCAGGUACAGGUGAGGUGAGCCGAGAGGUGACGGAGGUGGAGCUGCUCUCCUGGAAGGAGGUGCUGGACAAGUGGACAUCGUCCGCCUGCCCCCGGCCACGCCAGUUGCCCCCGCUCGUCAGACAGGGCGUGCCCGAGGCACUGCGAGGCGAGGUGUGGCAGAGGUUGGCCGGCUGUGACAGCGACAGUCCCAUGAUGCAGACUUACAAGACUCUCAUCGCUAAGGAAUGCAGCUAUGAGAAUGUGAUAAAGCGCGACAUAAACAGGACAUUUCCCGCCCAUGAGAAGUUCAAGGACCCUGGACUCGGCCAGGAAAACCUGAGCCGAAUUUCCCGAGCCUACGCCGUAUACGACACAGAAGUUGGAUACUGUCAAGGUCUAUCCUUUCUUGCAGCAACUCUUCUCUUACAUAUGCCAGAGGAGCAGACGUUUUGCGUUCUUGUGAAGCUAAUGUAUGAUUACGGACUGAGAGACCUCUAUAAGGACGGUUUUGAAUGCCUUUACCUAAGACUGUAUCAACUGAAUCGACUUAUGGAGGAACAAGUACCCCAGCUGUGGAAGCAUUUUGCCGAGAAAGGUGUGGAGUCACACAUGUUCGCCUCUCAGUGGUUCCUCACCCUGUUCACUGCCAGAUUCCCCCUCUACUUUGUUUUCCACAUCAUAGACAUUUUCCUCCUUCAAGGCAUGGAAACACUCUUUCAGAUCGCCAUUGCUUUGCUCAUGGUAAGCUAUUUUUUUCAUUUAUUUAUUCCUGAUAAAUUAAAAAAUAAAUCAGUAAGGGCCAGUUGCACGUACGUCUGUAAAAUAUGGAUAUUAACGCUGAUUAACAAUCAAUCAGUUAGUUUUAAUCCCGAUUAA
Nilaparvata lugens (brown planthopper) is the source of this 1885-nucleotide messenger RNA. RefSeq names its product rab GTPase-activating protein 1-like. Lineage: Eukaryota; Metazoa; Arthropoda; Insecta; Hemiptera; Delphacidae. The record is from RefSeq and is a predicted model, not a curated record.